This is a messenger RNA of Musca vetustissima, 636 nucleotides long. RefSeq lists its product as uncharacterized. Bases 1 to 636 code for a protein of 211 amino acids. The transcript is spliced from 2 exons. The record is from RefSeq and is a predicted model, not a curated record. NCBI's taxonomy places the organism in Eukaryota, Metazoa, Arthropoda, Insecta, Diptera, Muscidae.
AUGGACGGCUACUCAUCUGCCGGCAGUGUUGUAAAAGUCAUUCACGAAGGUGGUAGCGAUCAUGGUGGUUACGAUGCUGGCUUCAGCGGAGGUCAUGGUGGCGGAUUUGAUGCUGGUUUCAGUGGUGGCUAUAGUGGAGGUUUUGACGGAGGCUUGGAUGGAGGAUAUGCUGGUGGUCAUGGAGCUGGUGCCGGUGCUGCUGCUGAUGUUAAAAUUGUCAAAGUAAUUUCUCAGGGUUCCGCUGGCGGUCAUGGAGGUAGUUUUGCUGGCGGCCAUGGUGGCAGCUUUGCUGGUGGUCACGGUGGAUACUCUGGCGGCUUUUCUUCCGGUGGUCACUCCUCUGGCGGUGUCAAAAUCAUUAAAGUUAUCCAUGAAAAUGGUGGUAUUGCUGGUGGCCACGAUGCCGGUUUCUCUGCUGGUCAUGGCGGUAGCUUCUCUGGUGGCUACUCCGGUGGUUAUUCUGGCGGUUACUCCAGUGGCCAUUCCAGCGGUGGUGAUGUUAAAAUUGUGAAAGUUAUUAGCCAAGGCGGUGCUGGUGGUUAUUCUGGUGGUGCCAGCAGUUACUCAGGUGCCAGCAGCUAUGCUGGUGGUUAUGGUUCUGGUGGCUGGUCCUCCGCUCCCAGCCAUGGUUGGUAA